This is a messenger RNA of Clupea harengus (Atlantic herring), 549 nucleotides long. RefSeq names its product serine protease inhibitor Kazal-type 1-like. Gene Ontology annotation, molecular function: protein binding. The record is from RefSeq and is a predicted model, not a curated record. Lineage: Eukaryota; Metazoa; Chordata; Actinopteri; Clupeiformes; Clupeidae.
AUGCUUUCCAUACUGUUGAGACGUCGCUGGUGUUCCUUCUGAAGCCACCAUGAAGCUGAGCAUUGUGAUCUCCAUCUGCGCUCUACUUUACUUCUCUGGUCACACUUUGGCCAGGUCAGACCCGAGGCACUGGGUUGAUUGUGAAGCCCUGGAGGAGAAAUCUCAGAGGAUUAAGACCAAGGGGGGCAUUGAUGACACCUGCGCUCUCGCGUACAACCCUCUCUGUGGGUAUGACGACGUCACCUAUCCAAAUGAAUGCAUGUUCUGCGCUGCCAACCGAGGGGAAAAACGCGUUGUGGCCCGUUAUCGGGGGCGAUGCCAGGAAGGGAGACAGCAGAGGAAGCAGAAGCGUGAACCUUGGACAGAUUUUUGAAUAGUUCCACUGAGAGCCACGCCUCCACUGAGAGCCACGCCUCCACUUGUCCUCACCGAACUGAACCCUGACCCUUACCCUGACCCUAACCCUAACCCUAACCCUAACCCAAACCCUGACCCUGACCCUGACCUGAGAUCAGAGGGAAAUGUCAGUAAAGCAUCUGUAAAGCAUCA